GCCUGGCAGGAGCGCCUGCGCUGUGUUGAACCUGUCUUUGAGUUCAGGCUCACACUCAUGUUGUGAGUCUGUCUGCCUGCCACCCCCAGGUGCGGUAUGUCUGUCUUGUCCAUCUGUGGAAGAGUUCCCAAACCCUAGGCUCUUCUUCCAAAGGCUGGGGGCAGGGGGGGGGGAGAGAGAAAAUAGGGGAGAAUUCGUCAAAACGUGCACUUUUCAUUCACUGCUGUCGCUGCAACUCUUGGGACUGCUGGCUGUGCCCCCAAGUUAGAAGGGAGCUUUGCUCCAGCUGAGUACAGGGUACUCGGCUCCCCCCUCCCCCCACACACCCACAGCUGGGGGUAAGCUUCCGGCCUCAGGUUCGUGGUUUGCCCUGAGGUUUCAGGCCAGACAGCUCCCAGUCGAGCUGGGAGGGCGGGGGAGAGUAGAGCGGCUCGGGCCUCUUAAUUGUACUUCGAACCCGUUAUUGCCUCUCCUUUUGCCACCUCGGCUUCCUCAGUCUGGGCUCCAAAGUCACUGCAAAUUUCCUUGUGACACACAUCACAGAAAGAUCAGCCCGUUACGAUGUCGGCGACGGGGCCCAUCAGUAACUAUUACGUGGACUCGCUCAUCUCGCACGACAAUGAAGACCUGCUGGCGUCCAGGUUUCCGGCCACCGGGGCGCACCCGGCCGCCGCCAGACCCAGCGGCUUGGUGCCCGACUGCAGCGACUUCCCGUCGUGCAGCUUCGCGCCCAAGCCCGCCGUGUUCAGCACGUCGUGGGCGCCCGUGCCCUCGCAGUCGUCGGUGGUCUACCACCCGUACGGCCCCCAGCCCCACCUCGGCGCCGACGCGCGCUACAUGCGGACUUGGCUCGAGCCGCUGUCGGGCGCCGUGUCCUUCCCCAGCUUCCCGGCCGGCGGCCGCCACUAUGCCCUCAAGCCCGAUGCCUACCCCGGCCGGCGCGCCGACUGCGGCCCCGGAGACGGCCGCAGCUACCCGGACUACAUGUACGGCUCGCCCGGGGAGCUGCGCGACCGCGCCCCGCAGACCCUGCCCUCGCCCGAGGCGGACGCGCUGGCCGCCGGCAAGCACAAAGAGGAGAAGGCCGACCUGGACCCCAGCAACCCCGUGGCCAACUGGAUCCACGCCCGAUCCACGAGGAAGAAGCGCUGCCCUUACACCAAGUACCAGACGUUGGAACUGGAAAAGGAGUUUCUCUUCAACAUGUAUUUAACCAGGGACCGUCGGUACGAGGUGGCCCGGGUUCUUAACCUCACCGAGCGGCAGGUCAAAAUCUGGUUUCAGAACCGGAGGAUGAAGAUGAAAAAGAUGAAUAAAGAGAAAACCGACAAGGAGCAAUCCUAAGGCCUGCCUGGCCUGCCAAGGGGAGACAGAACAAAACAAAACAAAAUAGAAGCCCACCAAGCACCGCAGCCCAGGCGGGGAGAGCAAGAAAAGGAAAAGGAAAGAGCAAGAUAGAGAAAAGCCAGUCAGCUUAAAAAAGAAAAUAAACAAUAACAAUAAGGGAGGGAAAGGAAAGCUCUUGCGGUUUGGGAGGGUUCAGCGUUGAGAUAUUGGGGUUGUAGAGUUAGUUCUACUCAGCAAGGAGGAGGAGGCAGGGAGAGAAUCCACAUUCUCUGCUCCCAGCGCAACUGAAAUAAAUGACACACACAAAUGUGAUUUUUUUCUCCUUUCUUCAGAGAAGCCACUACUUGAAUUGUUAUAUCUCUAUUUUUUUUGUCCUGUAUUGUAUUUGGUCCAGGCUGUCUCUCCUCAGGGCUGGGGGUGCUCUGUGUGCAGAUUUUGUACAAAAAAAAAGAAAGACACAUAACACACACACACAAUAAGGACUUGCAGCCCAGUAGCUUCGGUCGAGAGCCAGCUCCAUGCCGCAGGCUGGGCCCGCCGGCGCUGGCCAGUGCCUCGGGUGUGUACAUAGUCGUUUCGUCCUAUCCCGGCGUCUGUCCUGUAAUGUGCUUCUGUUUGUUACGGUAGAACAGCUCUGUGUUAAUAUAUCGAAGUCACUUAAAAAACACAAAACCCAA
Messenger RNA from Erinaceus europaeus (western European hedgehog), 2024 nucleotides. RefSeq names its product homeobox C9 (gene HOXC9). Bases 562 to 1344 code for a protein of 260 amino acids. Gene Ontology annotation, biological process: DNA-templated transcription; proximal/distal pattern formation; anterior/posterior pattern specification. Gene Ontology annotation, cellular component: nucleus. Gene Ontology annotation, molecular function: RNA polymerase II cis-regulatory region sequence-specific DNA binding; DNA-binding transcription factor activity, RNA polymerase II-specific. The transcript has 3 exons. The record is from RefSeq and is a predicted model, not a curated record. NCBI's taxonomy places the organism in Eukaryota, Metazoa, Chordata, Mammalia, Eulipotyphla, Erinaceidae.